GAAGGCGUGUCCAGAGACCAGUGAUUUAAGGAUACCCGUCGCACGCGGGUUUCUCAGUUCAGCCUGCCGGCGCGAGGGAUUCCCCCCGCGUGUCGCCUCUCUGUAAAACCCAAUUUUGCGUUAAAAAAAAAAAAAAAAAUGUCGAGGAUUACAGUAAGUGCGCGCGCGCGCCGCGGGUGACACCGACAAACGCGGGGAUACAACCAGAAAGAAGAAGAAGAGGGGGGAGAAUUAAAAAAAAAAACUCCCUCUUACAUAUUUUCAUGUUUUGAGGCGUGGACUUUGAGAAACUUUUAAGUGAAGCUCAAACUUACGGACAGGCAGAGGCUGCGUCGGCUCGUUCCGGUCUGCACGCGCGCAGGGUUGAACAAUAUUUUUUUUAUUUGAUUUCAGGAAAACUCCAAAUGACGUCGAGAUGGCUUUAGGUGGGACUCUUCUGCCAUCCAUAUCCACCUUCACCAGCGGCCCCACUGUCAAGAGUAAACCAGUCGGAAGCGCCAAUUUAAGAUGGAAGGAGGAGCUGUCCCAUCUUAAGAGACCCGGUGUGCCAGAUCACUCCAUUGCCACCAGCAUGACGAGCUCAAGCAUGUCCAAGAAAGACACAGAGCCAGACCUGGACUUGCUGGACUACGACUUCAUCCUGUCCAACACCAUGUUGCAGCAGCAGCAGCAGCAGCAGCAGGAGGAGGAGACGAUGGCAUGCGGCUCCACGCAGACCCUAUCUCCUUCCCCCGGCUCCUUCUCCUCAUCUUACCCUCUCCCAUCGCCUCAGAGCACCGCCAGCGAGCUCCUCUAUACCAUUCCAGACAUCAGCGACGUCUCGCCCUCUGGAGGCUUUGUGGCAGAGCUCAUGAGACCUGAGCUGGAUCCGGCGUACCUGCAACCCACCAGCCUCCACGGCAAGUUUGUAGUCAAGACAACAGUGGACAUGAGCGAAUACAGCCAAAGUGUGAAUGUUACCAAGGCCUGUGUUAGCGCCGUGUCAGAACCAGCUACUUCCCAUGCCUCGCCACCCUUCGCUUGCCACAGGAUAAAGCAAGAAAAUCCCAGUAAUUGCACCAUCUCACAAUCCAUGGAACUACACCUGGUUGGGAUAAACCCCCAGAGGAGAGGCAGCCAGCAGCGACCCGGCCACCUGGAGCCACACGGGUUCCCUGGUGGAGGCCGGAACAUGACAGGCAGCAGGUUGUCCUCAUCCUCCUCCCUCUCCCCAGAUCAUCCACUGGGCCGGGAGCACCCAUUGCUGGGACAUCCCCACGCUCCGAUCCCGCUACCUCCCCAAGGAUACCAUCAUAGCUCCUCGCAGGGCUUCAGUUCCUACCCACAACAGUCACCCAUGCAGUACCAAGACCCUCUCAUGAUCUCCAGUGGAGACUGCCUGCCGGAGGAACCAAAGCCUAAACGCGGCCGGAGAUCCUGGCCGAGGAAGAGGAUCGCCACGCACACUUGUGACUAUGUGGGCUGUGGGAAAACAUACACAAAGAGUUCCCACCUCAAAGCACAUCAUCGCACGCACACAGGGGAGAAGCCUUACCACUGUGACUGGGAGGGCUGCGGAUGGAAGUUUGCACGUUCGGACGAGCUCACGCGCCACUACAGAAAACACACGGGGCAUCGGCCCUUCCAGUGUCAGAAGUGCGACCGGGCCUUCUCCAGGUCGGACCACCUAGCUCUCCAUAUGAAGAGACACUUAUAAGACAUUUGUUUUCCGGAACUGAACUGGAUGGCGACAGUUGAAGGCAUAACAAAACAAAUGUUGGCAAAAACCUUCAAAUUAUGAGCCUUGAGGGCCUCGUUAGUCAUCACGACACGCUGUGGUGUUCACGGCAAAAAAACGAAAGGAAAAAAAAAAUCUUUAGAGACCAAUCCCGUCUUCAUUGUGCAGGUGACUCGACGAGACCUCUCAGUCAGGGUGUUUAAAAAAAAAUUGUUAACGGGACCAAACUGGAAUUUGUCUUAUUUAACCGACAAAACUUGGAGGACCAGGUGCCAACAGCUUUAAACUGGAAAUGUAUUUUUGUCAGGGAAAA
Thalassophryne amazonica is the source of this 2030-nucleotide messenger RNA. It is a transcript of the gene klf4, whose product is annotated as Kruppel-like factor 4. NCBI's taxonomy places the organism in Eukaryota, Metazoa, Chordata, Actinopteri, Batrachoidiformes, Batrachoididae. The transcript has 4 exons. The coding region runs from base 416 to 1696 and encodes 426 amino acids. Gene Ontology annotation, molecular function: RNA polymerase II cis-regulatory region sequence-specific DNA binding; DNA-binding transcription factor activity, RNA polymerase II-specific. Gene Ontology annotation, biological process: regulation of transcription by RNA polymerase II. The record is from RefSeq and is a predicted model, not a curated record.